Molecule: messenger RNA, 495 nt
Organism: Babesia microti strain RI
Lineage: Eukaryota; Apicomplexa; Aconoidasida; Piroplasmida; Babesiidae
Product: conserved Plasmodium protein, unknown function
Exons: 2
Coding region: 1-495 (164 amino acids)
Source: RefSeq, a predicted model, not a curated record
AUGAGUUACAAGGUUAGGAAACUUAUUGAAACCAACAAAUCAGGUGUCGUAAAAUAUCCUCCUCCUAAAAUAGUUCACUCAUCAGAUUGUCAACAUUACAAAACCAAAUUACCAACUGUGUCUGAAGAUUGUAAAAAUUUUGACUGCUAUUUAUGUCCACGUGGCGCAAUAAUCCCCUUCGAUAAGUCUUACUUGGAGUUAAGUUGUGGUUUAGCAUUUCAUGACGCUAUAAACCAUCUGAAUUUAUCACCUGAACUUAUAACAUUGACGAUAAAUGCCUUAUCUGAGGCAAUUAUUGAAUGUUUGAAUAGUAAAAAUUUUAAGAAUAGCAAUUACAACAACAGGGGAAGGUGGAAGAUCAGUGGAAGACUUGAUAACUUUAAGUUUGAAAACGGAAUCUGGCUCAUGUAUGCUAGCGACUGCCACUUGUCCAAUGGAUCAAUUACCCUUUUAUCGCAUAAACUUAGACUUAAGAUUUUGUCCGUAUACGAUUGA